Molecule: messenger RNA, 219 nt
Organism: Rotaria sordida
Lineage: Eukaryota; Metazoa; Rotifera; Eurotatoria; Philodinida; Philodinidae
Source: the annotation of a GenBank genome assembly
AUGAUUGUUUUGGUUGUAAUGAUGAGUAAUGGAUAUUCAUUACUUGGAGCAUUAACAGAAGAUGAAUGCAAAGCUUAUUUUGUAUCGAAUGAUUUUAAGCAACGACUUCAUGCUAGAUUUGUUUGUCCAAAAAAAUGGCGACCAAAAAUGAAUAAAAUUGAAUCUGUUGUGGCUAAACGAUCUGUAAUAGAUCUUGAAGAUAAUAGAAUAAUUUCAUAG